This is a messenger RNA of Miscanthus lutarioriparius, 1776 nucleotides long. NCBI's taxonomy places the organism in Eukaryota, Viridiplantae, Streptophyta, Magnoliopsida, Poales, Poaceae. The record is from the annotation of a GenBank genome assembly.
AUGGAGACCCAAGGAUGUCAACAUGUUUACGGAAAUGGAACCAGCAUCAUACAUAACUUGCUUCAUGACCCCAGGGGCCGUGUGUUCAGUGUUGAGGCCUUAAUGGUUGUGGAAAUGGCCCUCUUAUGGUUCAUUGCUGCUCUUGGAUCCUUCCGUCGUCAAUCAAGUAGCAGGUGCAUUAGAACUCUUGUGUGGGCUGCAUACACACUAUUGUUUCUCAUCUUUACAUACAUGAUUGGGUUCAUGCAGUCAUCAUCCAUCAAGAUUGACCUGUAUCCUGUAUGGGCCGUAUCAUUCUUUGCAGUCCUUGGGUGCACCAACUCUAUCACCGCUUUUGAACUUGAUGACAACAAGCAAUGGAUGAAACACUAUAUUCAGUUAAUUCUCUACUACACAUAUGUUUCUGUUUUGCUUUCGCACAUGUCAGAUGCUUUUGUAGUUACCAGUGUCACUCUUCUAUUCACUGUAACCAUCUACAAGAACUUUGUGCGAAUACAAGCUUCUGCACUGGCUAGCGAGUCAUGGAUUAGGUCUGAGCCUCCUUACUACCGAAGAAAAUUUAUUGCAACAGAUGAUAUUACAACAGUUGAGCAGAUUUGGCGUUGUGAUGGUAGACUGAUGAAGUCCACUGAGGGUGCCCAAUUGAAAGAUAUAUGCCUUUCUUUUGCACUGUUCCAUUUGCUCCGGCGUCGCUACUUUGGAUUUUCUUGUUCUGAAUCUGGCCUAAAAAAGACUCAUGACUUCAUCUUUAGAGGGCUAUUAGCCACGGAAAAGGAUUACAGUAGGGCUUUCAAGGUGAUAGAAGUGGAGUUGAGUUUCCUAUAUGAUUUUUUCUUCACCAAGUAUGCCCUCAUGUACUAUCGAGAAUGUGUAAUAUUCUUCCUUACCAUUAUUUCAGUCACAUUGACCCCUUUGGUUAUAGUGGCUGUAACUCGUCCGCAUGGAAUACAUGGUGAUUGGGCCACAAUGGAAACCAAGAAUGCUGAUAUUGUUAUUACUGUGCUAAAUUUAAUGUCACUUGCUUUGCUGGAUAUGUUGCAACUUAUACUGUAUUGGUUCUCAGACUGGGGUAAAGUUUCGUUAACUUGCAGGUAUGUCAGUCAUCUCCGGUGGCAAAAGAAUAAAUUCAUAGAGAGGUUACUUGUUUUGCUCUGCAAGAUUACAUUGCUUCCGAAUUGGCAGAACAAGAUUGGUCAGUAUUUGAUACUUGAGUCCUUUGAAGGCGAUAUUUGUAAGAGAUGGUUGAACAUUUUCACUAGAUGGAGCAGUAUCAUUUAUCUUCAUGAUCAAGAGAAGAUGGGUAUUAACAUGGGUUGCUUGGUAAAUAAUCGCAAAGCAGGAAUUCCUACCAAUGUGCACAAUGAAGUCAAGAAAGCAAUUGUGCAGUCUCUAAAGGCUAGCGAUGGCCAGCUAUCCAAUGGUUUGUCCUCCUUAACGAGAAAUGGUCUACUUGAGCACUUCUCCUGGGCAUGCAGGCAAGAGACUCAAACACAUGCAAUCUUGAUUUGGCUCAUAGCUACCAGCUACUGUGAAAUUGCACCACCUGAGUUGGAGUUGGGUGGGAGCAAAGAACAAGAAGAUUUUCUGAUCCAACGCGAUGUUGGCACCAAAUUAUCAAGAUACUGUGCAUACUUGGUUGUGUUUGUUCCAGAGCUGCUACCAGAUCACCAAUGGGAUACAAAAACCAUAUUUGAUGAGGUGGAAAAGGAAGCACGUGAAUACCUGGGAGGUGUUGUUAUGACCGGUACGGUCUACAGGCGCAGACACCGUGGCUAA